This is a messenger RNA of Sipha flava (yellow sugarcane aphid), 2872 nucleotides long. RefSeq names its product ER degradation-enhancing alpha-mannosidase-like protein 2 (gene Edem1). The record is from RefSeq and is a predicted model, not a curated record. Gene Ontology annotation, cellular component: endoplasmic reticulum; membrane. The coding region runs from base 330 to 2603 and encodes 757 amino acids. Gene Ontology annotation, biological process: carbohydrate metabolic process; endoplasmic reticulum mannose trimming; mannose trimming involved in glycoprotein ERAD pathway. The transcript is spliced from 8 exons. Gene Ontology annotation, molecular function: mannosyl-oligosaccharide 1,2-alpha-mannosidase activity; calcium ion binding. Lineage: Eukaryota; Metazoa; Arthropoda; Insecta; Hemiptera; Aphididae.
UAAAUUUAUGUAACACAUUUUGUAAACGACACGACAUACAAAAUUUAAAACGUGAUAAACGUUGCACUUACGUUAUCAGUGAAAUAAUUAUUUAUUCGAUGUACUGAUAACAUUAUUUGGUUGUACCGAUUGCAAAUGCUAUUCAAAAUUUGUUGCCGUCAAUAAUAUUGCCCGGUAAUGUUAAUACGUUUUAAUGUUUUUGGUUCAUUAUCGACUUUUAGAAGACGAAUACAAGAACAAAGAAAUAUGUACAAACAUUUAUAGCAAAAGCUUAUAAAAUCUUAAUUACUAUCCAUUUGACAAAAAAAAAAAAUAGCAAACACCUAAUUAUGAACGUUUUGUUUAAUUUUUCAUUUAUGCUAUUAUUGCUCCAUCGAUACGGCUCAUGUUCACGGCACUAUGAUAGGAAUCGACUCCAACAGCUGAGAUUGGAAGUAAAGGAAAUGUUUGAACAUGCCUAUCAUGGUUAUAUGGAUUAUGCAUACCCUUAUGAUGAGUUACGUCCAUUGACUUGUGAUGGCGUAGAUACCUGGGGCAGCUAUUCGUUAUCGUUGAUUGAUGCACUAGAUACACUCAUCGUAAUGGGUCUUCAUGAUGAAUUUAAUAAGGCAGUUGACUACAUAAAGUUCAAUGUUUCAUUUGAUGCUGAUAUUAAUGUAUCAGUUUUCGAGACAAAUAUACGAGUUGUUGGUGGAUUGUUAAGUGCCCAUAUGUUAUCUCAUAGAGCCACCGACAAUUUAGAAAUAGGAUGGCCAUGUAAUGGACCACUGUUGCGCAUGGCUGAAAAUGUAGCAAGAAGAUUAUUACCAGCAUUUAACACUCCUACUGGUAUGCCUUAUGGAACAGUUAAUCUUCGUUCUGGUGUACCUGAAGGUGAAACAACAGUAACUUGUACCGCAGGAGUUGGCACAUUUAUUUUAGAAUUUGGAACACUAUCUCGACUUACUGGUGAUUUAAUAUUUGAACAGGUAGCCCUAAAAGCUCUCCAUUCAUUAUUCAACCAUAGAUCUAAAAUGGGAUUAAUGGGUAACCAUUUGGACGUGGCCUCUGGGCAAUGGAUUGCUCACGAUUCAGGCAUUGGUGGUGGAAUUGAUUCUUAUUUUGAGUAUUUAGUUAAAGGUUCUUUGUUAUUUAACUUACCUCACCUAAGAAAAAUGUUUGAUGAGUUAAAAAAACCUAUUGAUAAAUACUCAGCAACUUCUUCAGGGUGGUAUUUUUGGGUAAACAUGCAAAAGGGUCAAGUAACAAUGCCCGUAUAUCAAUCAUUGGAAUCAUAUUGGCCAGGACUUUUAAGUUUAAUUGGAGAAAUAGAUUCUGCUAUGAAAUCUAUGUCAAAUUACCAUGAUGUACUUAAAUUGUAUGGAUUUACUCCCGAAGUAUAUAAUGUUCUAAACCAUGAAGCUGCUAGGGAUUCAUUUCCAUUACGUCCUGAACUGGUUGAGUCUACCAUGUAUUUAUACAAGGCAACUAAUGGAGAUCCUUAUUUAUUAGACAUUGGAAGUGAUAUUCUACGGUCUAUUCAACACAGUAGCCGUACACGUUGUGGAUAUGCUACGAUUAAAAGUUGUAAAAAACACACACUUCAAAAUAGGAUGGAGUCAUUUUUCCUCGCAGAAACUACGAAGUAUCUAUACCUGCUAUUUGAUCCCGACAACUUUAUACACAAUGAUGGACGACAUGGUAAAGUUUGGAAUACAGCUGGUGGUCGUGAAUGCAUAAUUGACUCUGGUGGAUACGUCUUCAAUACUGAAGCCCAUCCGAUCGAUCCUGGAAUGUUGUUUUGUUGUUACACAGCUGACAACAAUGAUUGGUCUCAAGAUCAAAAUUCUAAUUUUCAACGUACCGUAAAGUCAUCAAUAGAAGCUGACCACAUUAAAAAAUCAUAUAAACCAGAAAGUACUAAAUCAACGUCGGGAGCGAGUGAUGGCGGCUUGGUCAGCGGUCAUCGGUUCACCAUGGACGACAGCAGUGUGUAUUGGACGCAACAGGCUCAUGAUGACCAACGACCGCAGUUCAAAAACGACCACCAUCGACCAGCAACCGCUUCAUCAGCGACCGACGAGUCGAUGCCGGUGGUACAGUCGUUGCGUCCGCCGCCGGUGCAGUCUCCGUCGUCACAGCAGUCAAUCUACCAAACGGAUGACCAGUUGGAUAGGCGGCGACAGCAGCAGCUCGACGAGGAUCAAGACGGUGGCAAAUCGUUCCUUUCGUUCCGGAAAACCGAGGACGCGACCGUGUCGACCGUUGCAGUGGACGACGACCUGAACUGUUUCGAGAUUUCCAUAGACUCCAUGGACGAGAAAGGUGUUAGUCAGUCGAAAAAUUCGAUGAAAUGUGCGAACAAGGGAAACCCGCGACUCAGCGACGAAGAGGAACUCCGGCGAAGGGCUGAGGAGAUACCCGAGGAUAACAAGUACUAUUUUCACUACCACAAUGACUUCGACCACGUUGAAAAUGAAGCCAAUGAUAACGAACCGGAUUGGAAGGUCAAGCAACACUGGUGGACGGACGACAAACAGCACCAGCAGGAAGGUAGCAGCGAGGACUAUCACGUACUUACGUGCAACGCACCGAAUAACCUCUACACGUAUUUCCGUUGGUGACGGUUAAUUUGUGAUUGUUUAAAUGUUUUAUAUAAGAGUUUUUUGUUGGACUUUUGAUAAAAUAUAUAUAUUAUUUAUUGUUACGUCAAAAUGUGCCUAUGCAUUAUACUAUUUUCCGAUGACGGAAGUUAUAAAAAUGGAUUCAUGCUGUUGUGCGCGCUUUUGAUUACCGCACAACUUUAUUGUUAUUUUGUUUUCUAGUAGAAUGGUAUGGGUUCGUAAGAACAAAUAUCUGUUAUUCUUAAUAAAAGUUAGAUUUAUUUUAUUUG